Mesorhabditis belari is the source of this 924-nucleotide messenger RNA. Lineage: Eukaryota; Metazoa; Nematoda; Chromadorea; Rhabditida; Rhabditidae. The record is from the annotation of a GenBank genome assembly.
AUGAGACGUUAUGAUUUGCCCCCGAUGAUGGGAUCGAUUAUUGACAAGAAAGCAACGGAGCAACGAGAAAAAGAAGCUAAAGAAGCCCACCGAGCCGAAUUACCCGACUUUGCCAACAAUAUGUGGAAGAGCUACAUUGACAUCAUCAAUUUGGAUUACACAGAAGGUUAUCUAAAAAUGACUCGCUUCGAUUGUCCAGUUUGCUUUGAUACAUUCCCCGAAACAGAUGCCAUCUUUUGCACGUCUCUUGAUCCUGAAAUUGAAGACCAUGAUCGUCACCAAUUCUGCAAGAACUGCUUGCAUGGACAUGCCAUCGCGGCUUCAACGCAAAUGCUUUUUGGAAAAGGAGGCGCUGGGGUUACUUGUCUGGAACAUGGAUGCAAAGGUGUCAUACUUCAAGCUCGUGUUACUCCCGUUUUAAAUGCUGACGAAAAAAAACAAUUUGAGGAGCGAAUUCUCAACAUUGCGCUUCAAGAAUCGGGUCUCAAAAACCUUGUGAAAUGCCAACGAUGUUUUUAUGCCGUCGUAAACGACCAGCCAAAAGAAGUGGACAGCAUCUUUGAAUGUGAGAAUGAGAAAUGCGGGUUUCACUAUUGUCGACUAUGCGAACGACCUUAUGAUGAGAAACACAAAGAUAAAACGUGUGACCAAGUCAUGACGAUUUGUAUUCGAAUCUGCGCAAAAUGUCAAAAUGAGUUCACCCGGGAUGGCGGAUGCUCAAAGAUGACGUGUAAUCGUUGUGGAACAACACAGUGUUAUCUCUGCAAACAAAGUGGCGUCGAUUACAGUCAUUUCAGUGAUAACGGCUGUCCUUUGUGGAUGAACGAUCAGCAAGUUGCUGCCCGAGAUGAGCAAGAGCGACAAAACAUAAUUGCUUCAGCCAAAGAUGACGCCCUUUUAGAGGCUGAUCGACAAGGGCUUAAA